Messenger RNA from Scomber scombrus (Atlantic mackerel), 5400 nucleotides. RefSeq names its product glutamate-rich 3 (gene erich3). NCBI's taxonomy places the organism in Eukaryota, Metazoa, Chordata, Actinopteri, Scombriformes, Scombridae. The transcript has 15 exons. The record is from RefSeq and is a predicted model, not a curated record. The coding region runs from base 1 to 5400 and encodes 1799 amino acids.
AUGAGUCACUUCAACCCAGGACUCAUUUCAGCCUACAACAGCCUCACAGACAAACAUCUCGCUGGAUACUUCAGCAACACUCGGAUCAGGAGACACUUGCAGAGAGCAGGACUGAUCACCAGGAGUGGGCGUAUUGUUCCAGACAAGGAGUACAGACACAAGCUGAUCCAGAGAUCCCACCAGAGACACGUUCGAGAAUGCCUGGCCCAGGCCAUUUUCCACAAGGUGCUGGAGAUGGAGCGUCUCCAUCAAAUAGAGAUCAAAAGAAAACUGGAGGAGUUUGCAAGGAGGGAAAGAGUGCAUAAGAUCAAGGUAGAGCGUUCUAAAAGGUAUGAAGAAGAAAUUAUCCACAUCCUGUCUCCACGCCCACCCACAGGUGCGAGGGGUGUCCGAAAACAGCACUCUGGGCCAGAGGGGGAGCACUCUGAGUCCUCUGAGUCUCCGAGCUCGUCUCGACCCAACACGGCUCCAGGGAAGAUGCAGAGACCGGUGCGUCUGAAGCCGAUCCACAGCAACAAUAACACGGCUUCUCUCAGACGCAGCUCCCCUUACAGACUCCACGAGUCCUCCAAUGAGAACGAUCAGCCAUUUAACUGCACUAUGGACAAGGAGUCCCACAGACGUUUGACCACGAUGGACACCUCCCGUGGCAUCUCGCCCUACUGCCUCCCAGUCAUCAACAACUUUGUCACCCCAGUGCCUCCAACCACGAAGAGGAAAGAGAGGGGCGUUAAGGUCACUCCCAGCGGCACUGUCAGAGGCCGCAGACUGCGCCCCACCACUGCCUCCAGUGGAGUUGAUGUCCAUGAGGAGCCGCCAAUGCUGAGGAGCUCUGUGCACCAGAGCAGAGUGUGUGUGAACAUGGUGUACUUUGGCAAAACAGUGCAUCUCUCCCACGACCUGAGCGACAUGAGGGACGAGAUCAAGGUUUUUCAGCAACACUGUGGAGGAGAAAACCUGUGUGUGUACAAGGGCAAGCUCCGAGAGGGAGAGAUGUUCGGCUUCAUUUCGAGACGACACCGAGGUUUCCCGUUCAGCUUGACCUUCUUCCUGAACGGACUGCAGGUGGAGCGGCUGAGCUCCUGCUGUGAGUUCAAACACAGGAAGGGCUCCAGACUCGGUGGCAGACACGGACACUUUGGUUUCUCCGGUGUAGAGGGGGCCUCACCCUGCUACAAGUGCAUCAUAGCAAUGGGACUGGACAAAAAGCCCACACCUCCACCGAAGAAGGUCAAAGAUGAUGGAGUAAAAGAAGAGACUGUUGCCAGCCCAAAGGAUACUGCUGAGAUGGAGACAGAGAAGACUGUGGAGGAUGCCGGCUCCCACUCCGAGUGUGAAACCAGCCAGCCACAGGACAUGGAGACUCAAGUCAAAAAAGAAACAGCACCUGAGGAAGACAAACUCCGAGACGAUUAUGAAGAGGACUUUGAAGCAGAUGAUGAAGGCCCCACUGAAGACACGGAGAUAAAGGAAAAGAAAUCCCCAUCUCCACCCAGGGAAACUGAAAAACAGGCUCAACAGAGAGACGCCUCUGAGACUGAAGACGACGAGAAGGAUGAAGACGAAAAGUCUCAUUCAGGCUCCAGCUGCUCAGGCAGCGACAGGGAGGAGAGUGAUACUGAGGCCCCCAAAGACUCCAUAGAGAAUGAGAUAGUAGAGCAAACUACAGAAGUCGAUCAUGAAGAAACUGCUGCUCCAUCAGAUGAAAAAGAUGAACUAAAUCCAGAAGAAGCCGCUGCAGAGUCUGCUGCUGCUAAGGACUCAGAUAUACAGGACAGCGCCGGGGACAGCACGGAGAUUGAAAUCUCCGAUGCCAGUGUUCCCUCAGGGACAGAAAAUAAACAGGACGACGAGACCUCAGGAGACAAAGAGGAUGAGAAAACAUCAGACAAGAGCAAACAGGAGGAGGAACAGGAGAGGGCCAAAUCUGUGCAGGAGAAGCUAGCAGAGGCCAUACUGAAGGAGUCCCAGUGCAGUUCUGAGCCAGAACUAAGUGACACGAGUACUGAGGAGGAGGAGGAGGAAGAGGCCACAGAUAAAGGCCAUAAACAAGACAACGAAGAUGCUGUUCCAGAAAAAAAUGUUGUUGUUGAAGCUGAAGUGGUACUUGUUCAAGAAGAGACGUCUGAACCAAAAGAACAGAAGGAUGAAAGUGAACAGGAGGCCCACGAGAGUAAUGAGAGCUCCCAAGAUGAGUUGGUCAAAAAGGAUGAGGAUGUUGAAAAGGUUGCAUCAGAAGGAGACAAAGAUGAAGCUGCAGUAGAGAAGGAUGAAUCAGGAGUCAUGGAGAAUGCAGAUGCAUCCCUGCAACCUGUAUCUGAAGAGAAAAUGGCAGAAGAUGACAAGACCUCAGAAUCUCAAGAAGAUGCAGCAGCUAAAUCCACAGAGGCUGCAGAUAAAGAUGAAGAAAACGAGCAAAAGACUGCAGAGGAGGCUGAGACAAGGCCCGACGAGACAGGGAAUGGGGCAAAAAGCAGUGGAGAGGAUGAGUCAUCAGUAUCAGACCUGAAUAAAAAGACUGAUGAGACAGAAGUGCCAGAUAAUGCAGAGGCGGAGGCGAUGACAGCGAACAAGACAAUGGAGAUGAAAGCAGAGCCCUCGGAGGAGCGAGAGGCCCUCAGCUGUGAAGAGGCACCUGUAACCAACACAGAGACGCACCAAGAAGACAGUGAGGACAGAACCGCAGGAUCAGAAACAGAAGUCACGGCAGAUAAUUCAAGUAGCUCGUCGGAGGGGAGCGGAGACACCACAGUUCAUGCUGAAAAGGCAGCAGAAACAAGUGAGGACAAUGCAAAGGAUGAGAGCAAUAAAGAUGAGGUUAAAGAGGAAGAGGCAGAGGAGGCUGAUGAGGAUGACAGUAAAAAGCAGGUUUGUGAUGCAGGAGAAGAAACAGAAAAGUCAGUGGAAAUAAACGAUAAGGUAGAGGAGGAGAAAUCUGAAGAGGAAAGUAAAGAAGAAGAAAAGGAAACAAAUCCAGAUGAGAUACCAGACUCAAAUGAAGAACAAGCUGAAAAAACCCUCAGUGAGGAAGAUAAAGUUGCAAAUGAGGAGAAGGCAGAUAAAUCAGAAAAGACAGAGAACAACGAGGAUAACAGCAAUCUUGUGGAUAGUGAAAGUGUUAAGAGAGAAGACGGUGGGGGAGAAUCUGAAGGAAAGGCAGUGGCAGCUGAUAAAACUAACAAAGGUGAAGAAAUAAAUGAAACAAACGCAGAUGCUGAUGAAGAAAAGGGUGAUGGGGCAGAGGAGAAGGAGAAAGAUGAGAAUGACAAUGAAGCUGAGGAAAGUGAAGUAGUGAAUAAAGAUGAGGAAGAGAAAAAAAUAACUGACAAGUCCGCAGUGGCAGAGGAAAUAUCUGAGAUUACAGAAGAACCUGAGAAAAGUUUACAUGAAGACUUGGAAAAAGAUAAUGUGAAAAUAUCUGAUGAAAAUAUUGUCAAGUCAGAGGAUGUUGGCGAAGGCGAAGCAGCAAAUGCUAAUGGGACUAAAACAACUGAAGAGACGCUAAACAACGUGACAGAGGCUGAAAAUGUUGAGGAAGAAGCUUUAAAAGAAAGUGAGAAUGGUGAAAGGAGAGAAGUCGAUGCUGAAAAUGGGGAGAAGUCUACUGGAGCAGAGAGCAAAAUAAAUGAGGAUGGGACAGAGACACUGACUGAGGAGAAAAAUGAUGUUAAUGCACCAGAGCAAGUUGAAGAAGAUAGAAAAACAGAGGAGCUGGUGGAAAGUGAGAACAAAGACGAAGAGAAAGUAACUGUGGAGUCUGGAGACGGUGCUGGAAAACAUGAAGACAACACGGUGGAUCAGGCUCCUGCUGCUGAUACGGUAGAAAGUGAGGCUGACGAAGGGGAGGCCAGUGCAGGAAACCAAUCUGAAUCCAAUAAAAAAGACUCUGAGCCAGAGAUAUCUGGUACGGAGAUAAAAGAGGAAACUAAAUCUGAUAAUCUAAGUACAGACAGAAAAAACAGUAAGACAGAGGAGAUGAAAGAAGACCCUGAUGAUAAAGACAGCGAUACAAAGAAAGAUAACAACCAGAACCAAGUCAGUGAGGUGAUAGUUGCUUCUUCAGAGGAUCAAGCACAAUCUUCAACACCCAUCGAUUCACACGGUACAGAUCACAAAGAGAAUGAGCAGUCUGACUUGAACACUGACAAACACACAGAUGAAAAUGCUGCAGCCGAUGGAGAAAAUGGCAGAGCAGACACAGAGGAGGCGAGCAAGGCCUCAGAGGAAGGAGCAAGUGUGCUACUCAAACCUGAAGCACAGUCGACAGAGGUUGCACACAACGAUGCCGAAGAGAGCACUGCAAUAGGUACAGAAACUCCGGAGGCCUUGGCAAAAGAAGACAACACAGAUCUGGUCACGAACUGGGUGACUAUGCAUCAAACGUCCAAGUAUUUUGAGACGUUCGUUGAACCUUUAGAAGACUUGGGGGAUUCAGCGGCUCAAACAACCAACUCCAACACUGAAGAAACACAAUCUACAGAGCUGACGAGAUCAGUGAGUCCACUGAAGACAGUGAGGACAUCUAAUGGAAAAGCUGCCGAUGGUGUUGAAAAUGGAGAAGAAGGGCACGUGCAAAAAGAUGUAUCUGAGGCGGGGGGGGAAAAUGAAGUGGAAGUUGUACAGUUGGACCUCCAGAACAAUGAGUCUGAAAACAAUGAACCACUUGACAAGGAGCCUGGCAAAGAUACAUUGCAAGUGGAGGAGACUGAAGUGAAAAACUUAACACCCAACACAGAGACUGAACCGAAUGAUCAAGAUUCAGGAACUGAGCUCACGAGGGAAGACAUGAGGUCAGAAGAGCAUAAAGGAAGCAGGGGAUCCCUUGUAGAAGACAAGAUUCAAGAGGGACCAGCAGAGGGGAACAUUGAGGAAACUGAUAUUUCCAAAACUGAAGUGGAAAGCAUUGCGGGUACUAAUCAUUCAGGAAUCAGCGGCAAUCUUGAAAGUGUCACAGAGGCCCAAACUGAGGAGAAAAUGACUGAGAAUCAGCCAGACUUACAUGAGAAACAAACUGAAGAGAAGAAAGAUAGUCUGUCUUUGCCUAAAACUGAGGAGCAUCCACAGCGUUCAGAGAUUCCAGAAUUGGUUUCCACUGACACGAAAGCAGAUGCACAGAAAUCUUCAGAAGAAACACAGGAGAAAACAGAUGAAGACAGUAGAGAAGUUACAGAAAUAACUGAUUUUACAACAGCCAAGUCAGAUGAUGAAAGCCAAGAGGAGAUUCAACCCAAACCAUCUGACGGCAGCAUCAACGGAGACAGAAGAGACACACAACUGAUCCAAGACAUCAAACACUCUCUCAGUAAAGACGGGCUGAGCAUGUUCUCCGUCGAUGAAACACUGUUUGGUCGCAGUUCAUAUCCUUUGCUGACGACAGCGAGAACUGAGAGUGGACUUUAG